Messenger RNA from Vitis riparia (riverbank grape), 2209 nucleotides. RefSeq lists its product as uncharacterized. Bases 1309 to 1878 code for a protein of 189 amino acids. Lineage: Eukaryota; Viridiplantae; Streptophyta; Magnoliopsida; Vitales; Vitaceae. The record is from RefSeq and is a predicted model, not a curated record. The transcript has a single exon.
CUCUGUGUGGUGGACCCUCCUGAUAUGAAAUUGAGAAGACCUCACCCUACCAGUCUACCACCCUGACAUAUAAUUGCACCCACAUUCACAUACUCAUCUCUCUCUCUCUCUCUCUCUCUCUCUCCCUAGUCUUCUACUCUACAUUCACGUUAUCUGCAAUGAUCCCCAAAACCCAGGAAGCAUUGAAGAAUGAAGCAAUAGAUAGGAGUUCAGUCACAGUUAAAUCACAAACACCCACCAUAGAUCUCAAUGUGUACCAGUGAACGAAGUGCUUUUACUACAUGAGCGCCUGCUCCAAGGCACCCCGCUUAAAGAAAAGUUGGUUCAGAGAAGAGAAAAGAUGGGGGGUGGAGAGAGUGAGUGCAGAGAGAAAGUGGAGAGUUGUUUCUCUUUCUCUGUCUCGUUGUGCUGUCUCUGUGGUGGUGACAGGCACAGCCAAAUGAGCUAACUAGGCUGAGUUGUUGCGACUUGGGACUUGGGGAGUUGGAUAAGGAUACGGAACUCUGAGGAGUUUUGUCAGACCAAUAAUUUCUGUUUACCUUUCCAAUCAAAAACUCUGGUUUUUUGAAAAAAUUGGGAGGAACCUUUUCUCGAGAAGUAUCUGGAUACAGAAGGGUUUCCAAAGGAGGAGAAAGAAGUGGUGUUCGGGGUUGAUCAAUGGGCUCCUUGGCCUAUUAUUCUUGAUAUUCUUGCUCCUUUCUUUCUUCUUCUUCUUCUAUUUAUUGUUCAUAGAUUUUUGUAUUAAACUCACCUUCCGGUGACCAUUUACCAUUUCUAAGUGGAGGGGUUGGAAAAGAGUAGAAAACUGAUAUUCUUAUUAAAAAAACCUAAUUACCCUUACUUUUCUUGGCAAUGAUGGCUACCCAAAAAAAACACAUCUCAUAUUCAUAAACAUCUAUCUUUGUUGUCUUUUUCUCAUUGAUUUCUGCAGAGUACCAUAUUUAGACCCUCGAAGUCUGUGAGCUUGUUUGGAGGUUUCCUGAGCCGCGGAAAAGGGUUUUCACAGCUUCUCUUUCUUAACUUCUGAUUGGUUUUUAUUCUUGAGAUAAUUUUGAAACACUGGUUCUUUCUGGAGGGUAUUGAAACAAAGGGAAGGUAGAUUCCUCCUUAUUCUCUUACACCCCUUUUCCUUUUUGAUUCCCAAGAACACACUAACAAAGCCACACUCCAAAAAAAAAAAAAAAGAAACCCAUUUGUUUUUCAUCUACUUAUAUUGCAGGAAGUGAUUCUGUUGCUCAGACCUAUCUCUUUUCUCUCUCCUCUCUCUGCGCACCCAUUUCAAUUUUGUGGGGUUUGGAGCAAUCAGCCAUGGCUAAUAGGCAUGCUGCCGUAGGGAAUAGCAGUGGUGGUGGGGGUAGAUCAAUGAGAGAUGAAGAUUUUGAUGAAGAAGAUGUGUGGGGUGUUGUGAAGGACAGAGAAGAUUCAAGUCCUAUAAUGAGGAAAUCCAAGGAUUACUCCUCUGGUUCUUCAUCUUCUUCUUCGUCUUCUGCAUGGCGCCUACCCACUGCUCCAAGAGGGAUCAGAAGAGGCAACAACACUCCUUCCCAUGAAGCCAAGCUGGUUCAACACUCAUCAGCUCCAAUGAACAUCCCUGACUGGUCAAAGAUUUACAGAAAGAACUCAAGGGCUAUGCCAUGGGUUGAUGGUGUGGAAGAUGUCAAUGAUGCUGGCAACACUCAUCAAAUAUGUGUUGUUGAUGAUGAUGAUGAUGAUGGAGAUGAUGACAUAGUCCCUCCACAUGAAUGGAUUGCUAGGAAGCUUGCAAGCAGUCAGAUUUCGUCCUUCUCUGUCUGUGAAGGGGUUGGAAGGACACUCAAAGGAAGAGAUCUCAGCAAAGUGAGGAAUGCUGUUCUGACAAAAACUGGGUUCUUAGAGUAGUGUCUUUUAUCAGCCCACCACCCACCUCCACCACCAUCGUUCUCUGUUCUGUUCCUAUGUAAUCUUUUUCAAUUUCUUUUUUACCUUCAGCUUUACUGUUAGUCAGGUGGGGUGGUGGACCUAGGAUUAGAACAGAGUCUCUCUAAAAGCAGUCACAACUGCCUUUUCUUGGUGCUGUUUGGAAAUAGUGAAAAAAAAAUGAAGAACAGCCUCAGAGGUUUUUGUCUGUUAGGACUUGUGUUUUGGUUGGGUUGAUUGGAUAUUGCACCUAUGUAAGUGAAACUGGGGAUAUGAAAAAAGUAAUUGGUUAAUCUUCAGGUCUUUUUGGUAA